AUGGAACGCCACGCGCUCCAAAUCGUGCUGCUCGCUUUCCUCCUGGCUGCCGCGGUGCCCUGCGCCGCGUCUGAGGCCUCUGGAUCAGAGCCUGAGCCAGAUUUUACCGUUACCAUUAGCAAAGAGGGAAUUACAGAAAACAGCCAACGGGAGUUCUCGCUCGGCCCUUCCGCCACUCUCCGUGUUGUCGACGAGACUGGCAAAGCGACUCUCCUGCCGGCACCGACCACCGCCGGCGACAGUGAGGCGGGGCAGUACAGCGUCGCGUACGUGUUUGAGAACGGGCAGUGCAACUUCGAAAAAACAGUCGCAUACAAGGACGCUUUCCCCGGCUAUUCGGAAGAAUUAUGGGUCCGCACCGGAACUGAGACUAGCACCAGGGAUGAGGGUACAGGAGAAGGUGGGAACUACACAUUUACGAAUCCUCCUGAUGAGUAUUUGAGUGGAGGGGUGAGUUUCUGCGUGAGGUUCACGACGGCGACAAGCACAGCGACGCCGACGCCGUCUCCGUCAUCACCGGGGACAAGUGCAGCACCAGGGUCAACCGCGGCUUCCGGUGGCGGCGGUGCCGUGUCUGGCAGUCAAGGCGAGUUGGGUGAAAUGUCUGAGGAUGAUCCCAAAAAGCCAGGCUCCACGGGGCCAGGUACGUCUGAGAGCCUGCAAGAAUCGGAUGGAGAACAAACUGUCGUAAAGGAAAACGAAGACACUCAUGUUGCAACUCCAGCAAGAGAACAACAAGACGGAAAAACAGAACCAGUUUCGCCCGCAUUGGAGCCCAUGACAGACUCCUCGGAGACGGAGAGAAUCACGGUGGAAACAGAUCCCGUAAGUGAUGUUAAUUACCAGGCCACUGAUGGUGAUGGCCACGCUCGCUUGAGACGGCUUUCAGACUCAGAUGCUUCAGAAGUGAAAUACUUAACGAUCGUCGUGCACUCCGCUGCUUGUGGUUCUACGGCCGCAGCACUGGCAAUGUCAGCUGCUCUGCUGGUGAUGACAGUCAUACUCCAGUACACUGUUUAA
This is a messenger RNA of Neospora caninum, 1020 nucleotides long. RefSeq lists its product as uncharacterized. Lineage: Eukaryota; Apicomplexa; Conoidasida; Eucoccidiorida; Sarcocystidae. The record is from RefSeq and is a predicted model, not a curated record. The coding region runs from base 1 to 1020 and encodes 339 amino acids. The transcript has a single exon.